CCCGGUGCUCAGGCCGCCCCAGCACUCCGCGCUGGGUGGGGGGAGUGGGCCGCAGUCCGCAGCGUUUGGGACUUGAAGUCACCUGGGCGUGGGAGAAGGGACUGACUGCCUGGAAGGAAUUCAGGCGUAGGGUGUGUGGAGUACUUCCCUGCCAGGCAUCUGUUUCCACAGAGGCUCAAGUGGCUGGGGGGGGAGCUAAGGAUGUGUCAGGGAGGCACCAAGGUUGUUCCAGCCCUGGUGCGCGGGCUUGGGGUAUGGAACUUUGCCUUUGAGGUAUGCCUCAUAUGAUUGUUUGGGUUUUUUUUUUUUUUUCCUAAAGGUGUAGCAGUCCUUAAACUUUUUGUGCUUAUGAGCUUAGUGGAGGCACUUUUGCAUUUGACCUAAUAUCCUGUGCGGCCUUCAGCAUCAACCAUGUUUAGCAGCAAUUUAACCUAAAAGCUCCUUGUUACUGAACAAAGAUCUAGGCAGAUAAUAAAACAACGUUGUAAAUCAUUCCUGAGUGUCGUAUUCAGGGCUUUUUGUUAACUAAAACCUGUACUGAAUGGAAAAUAGGGUAUGUGGAGAAUAAGGAAAAGCAUGUUAAAAGUCAACCUUUAAAUACCUACAUAUCCAACCUUAAUUAUGCCUUCCAGAAACACAGCCUCUACCUCACCGUAUACUUGCAUACGCUUUUAUCUGUGUGCUUAUGGUAAAAGUGAUGACCUGCAACGAAGUAUAAGUCCAGCACGUUAAGUAUGUGAUUCUGUGAAGUACUCUGAGAGCUAAACUUCAGAUUCCUUGUCCCUUGUGAGUUCUCUGGUUCGCUUGGUUGCUUAUUUGGUGUAUGUAAAUUUGUGGUGUGUACAUAGAAGGUGUUUCUGGUUUAUAUCAGGAGGGUACGUUGACAUCUAUCUGAUACUAGACUGGUGAAUGGGAAGAAGGUCCCAUCUCUGGCCUGUUUAUGGAAGCUGGGAUGAGGAAGGCACUGCAGUGGGAGCAUGCUGUGGUACAGGGUUGAAGCUCCAGCCCAUAUGUGAUAGUUAUAGAGCAAUUGGAAGGGUUACGUGCAGAGUUCUGGUGAAGAUGGAAGAAUCUCAUUUCAACUCCUCCCCGUACUUCUGGCCAGCGGUGCCCACCGUCUCGGGACAGAUUGAAAACACCAUGUUUAUUAACAAGAUGAAGGAGCAGCUAUUGCCCACAGAGAAGGGCUGCAGCCUGGCUCCCCCCCACUACCCUGCCUUGCUGACAGUACCCACCUCUGUGGCCCUACCCACUGGUAUCUCCAUGGACUCGGACACCAAGCCAGAGCAGCUGACACCGCACAGCCAAGCUCCUGUGACUCAGAACAUCACUGUGGUACCAGUGCAAUCUGCUGGGCUCAUGACAGCAGGUCCUGGUCUGGUGAUAACUUCCCCGUCAGGUUCCUUGGUGACCACAGCCUCCUCUGCCCAAACCUUUCCCAUCUCAGCCCCCAUGAUUGUCUCUGCACUGCCCCCUGGGUCCCAGGCAGCCCUCCAGGUGGUGCCUGAUCUGUCCAAGAAAGGGACAACCACCCUCUCCGAAGGUGGUGGGGGUGGUGGGGGUGGGGGAGUUGCCCCCAAACCACCCCGGGGCCGGAAGAAGAAACGAUUGCAGGAGUCGGGGCUGCCAGAGAUGAGUGACCCCUUUGUGCUGUCAAACGAGGAUGAUGAGGACCAGCACAAGGAUGGCAAGACAUACAGUUCCGUGAGCAGCGGAACUAAUGAAGCCUGGUUUCCAGCGGCUCUCUCCUGUGUGGAUUCUCUGAUGUCUAAUCAAGGGUGCCGGAUGUGUUCGCUGACCUUCUACUCCAAGUCGGAGAUGCAGAUCCACUCCAAGUCCCAUACGGAGACAAAGCCACACAAGUGUCCUCACUGCUCCAAGAGCUUCGCCAACAGCUCCUACCUGGCCCAGCACAUUCGCAUCCACUCAGGGGCCAAGCCCUACACGUGCAGCUACUGCCAGAAGGCCUUCCGCCAGCUCUCCCACCUGCAGCAGCACACACGUAUCCACACCGGGGACCGACCCUACAAAUGCGCUCACCCUGGGUGUGAAAAGGCUUUCACCCAGCUUUCCAACCUGCAGUCCCACAGACGGCAGCACAACAAAGACAAACCUUUCAAGUGCCACAACUGCCACCGCGCGUACACGGAUGCUGCCUCGUUGGAGGUACACCUGGCUACGCACACGGUGAAACACGCCAAGGUCUAUACCUGCUCCAUCUGCAGCCGGGCCUACACCUCGGAGACGUACCUGAUGAAGCACAUGCGGAAACACAACAUCCCCGACCCGCAGCAGCAAGUGGUUCAGGCCCAAGCCCAGGCCUCGCAGCAGCAGCAGCACUUCCAGCCCCAGGGGGGUGGGGCGGCAGGGGGCCCUUCUGGAGACACUAACCAACCCAACCCUCCCCCCCAGUGCUCCUUUGACCUGACUCCUUACAAGACUUCAGAGCAUCACAAGGACAUCUGCCUCACUGUCAGCACCAGCGCCAUCCAAGUGGAGCACCUCUCCAGCUCCUAGAGAGACCUCGACCCAGGGAGCAGAAAGCCUCUUGUGCAUAGCCUGUGCCCAGGGGCACUGCUUGUGCAGCAGCCCUCCUCGUGCAACAGUCUCCGGCCUCUCCUCCUGCAACAGCCUCUUCUGGCCGUGUAACCCUGUUCAUGGCAGCCCCUUGAAGAACAGCCUGUCUCAAGGGGGUGCUCCUUCUGUGCAACAGACUGCCUGGUAGGAGGAUGCUUCCUUGUGCAAGAGCCCCUUUCCUGUGCUGGGAUCACUUCCUCAUGCAAGAGCCCCUCCUUUCAAACCCAAAGAAAAGGCCCAUGUUUUGCCUUCUCUCUCACUGUAGGAUGUGUAUGAAGGGGGGGUGCCUGUGAGACAUGCAUGGUGGAUGGGAUGGAGAGAGGGUCCUUGUAUGUACAGGGGCUCGGACACGUUUUCCGCAGGCCACAGAAGAAUGUGGCAAGGUUCACAGCUAGAUGGGUUUUUUUGAGGAUUUCCUUGAGUGUCUAAGAGAGAAAUAUCCAUUCCUGUCCCUCCUGCUUGUGAAAGGGAGGAGGGGUCGCUCGUCCUGCCCCGAGGACUGGAUGGGAGAAACCCCCUUCUCCCCAGUGGAAGGUGAGACUGGGGGGAGACGUAAGGUGUAUUCUCUGGACCUGACAGGUGCCUAAACUGCCUGAGGGCUGUGGAGUAUUGCACUGUUUCUCCUCCCUUGUGGAGAGCAAUAGAGAGGAGUCUGAACCGGCUGCUCCUUCUCUCCCAGCUGUCUGAGCAGCAUGAUGGCCAAGGCCCUGUAGGAGUGUGGGUUCCUGCUCAUUGCUCUUCCUGCCCAUUGUGGAUGAUGUACUAGCAGCUUGUACUCCUCCUCCUCUCCCUCCUUCUUCCCCCCACCUCCUCAAAAGAGCCUGCAGGCAUCAACAACAAACCAAAAAGCAACUGGAGGGUGGGUAAGAGACUGCCAAAAUAAUCAUCACCCUUCUUUCUACUCCUUUCCCUGAAAGGCGGAACAGCAGUUCUGACUGUGGCACACCUGUUCUGCCCCCAGUUUCCCAAAGGGAAGGAGGAGGAGGAAUUGACCAGUCUUUUCAAGGAGUCAGCAGGAGGCAGGGAAAGGCUAGCUUCUCCUGCUCACCUCCCAUCAGAAUGCUCUCCCAGGUUCCCUCUUGCCAAGACGGGCUGGACUCACAUGGCAGUGGUGGCCUCUUCUGGACCCUGAUCAUGGGAGAGAAUCCCCAAAAGGUGGACAGUGGAGAGAAGGGGAUGAAGAUCCCCACAGAGAGACCAAUCUAAUGAGAAGGGGGAGCCAACAAGAAUAAACUGAAGGCCCCUUGAAUUUAUAUAUAUAUAUAUAUAUAAAUAUCCCUUCCCCACCCCGGCCCGCUCUGUCCUUGCUGUAACUGUUUCUAUCUCUGUGUUUAUAAAACGCAUAAUCCUGGAGAAUUUUUAUUUUCAAUCUUUGUUUGUUUUUCCCUCUCUCUUCGUCUUCAAUUCUCCUUCCCUUUUUUUUGGUCCACAUGACUACUGGUCUUGUGUCACUUGUUAGUUUAUUUGGAUCAUGGAGGCUGACUCAGAAGAGAAUGAGAAGGCAAGGGAAACAGCAUGUGUUGUUGGGAUUUAAAAACAAUCACCCACCCAAAGCCUACAGAAUCCCAGACUUCUGUAUGAACAACCAAUAGGGGCUUUUUUUACCACCUUGUAUAGAAAUAAAUUGGUGUAAAAGGCUUCAUGGAGGUGCUGCUGUGAGCACCCGGCCCCUGUGACGUGUUUUCCUUCCCCGUGCACCAGAACACUGCAUGAGCAUCUUGUUGCUGUGAGUCCUGAGCGGCUGUGUGAAUGCGACAAUAGCGCAUCCCUGCCUAUGGGCAGCCUAGUGGCUCUGACAAGGCAAGCUAGGAGCUCUGCCCUUCGCACUCUGCACGUGUGUAGCCUGUGGCAGAGAACUGUUUCUGUGCGCUUAGUCACCAGACUUGGCUGCAAAUGGUUGAAGUGUUUCAUAGAUUCAUAGUUUAGGCUAGAAGAAGCUGUCUGAUUUGACUUCCUGCAUUUCACAGGUGACCUUUCAACCCAUUUAUCCUGUAUUGAGCCCCAAUAACUAAUGUAUAUUUGAGGUAUGUGUUAGUGAAAUGCAUUGGCUUGAUUUUGAGGCACUGGGAUACAGAGAAUCUAUCCCUUCCAUUAGCAGCCUGCUUCAAGGGCUUAGUGUUCUCACUGUUUAAAUGCUGAACCUAAUUUCUCCUCCCUUGAAUUUGUCUGGCUUUGGCUUUUGGCUACUAGUUCUGGACACGUCCAUCCCAUUGAUUCAGAGAGCCUUAGAGCACAGUGGGUGUUUAUCCCCUGGCUGGGUAUUUAAACACUGUAAUACCACCUCUCAGUCUGCUUUUUGACAAGCUAACUAGAUGGAAAUCCUUAAAUCUUUCACUGUAAGGGAUUUCCUCCAGCCCAUGAAUUAUUUUUGUGUUUUCUCUUUACAUCUUGUCACAUUUUUCAGGAUCUUGUGAAAGUGUGGAUUUUGGAACCCAGUGUUCAAGCCCCAGUGCCAUGGACAAAGUCCCCCUGCCCUUUGCCUUAAGUCUGCAGAGGAUUGCAUUUGCCCUUUACUCACAGCAUUACCUGGGAGCUCAUGUUAGCUGCUUGUCUGCUAUGACUCCUAGAUCAUCUGAAGUUUCAGCUAUCCAUGACAGUGUUUUCCCCUUUCUACAGGGGUGACCUGAGUUCUUAUUUCGUAGAUACUUGAUCUUCAGUACAGUCAAAUGUAAAGUUUAUUUUGUUUGAAUCGAUCCAGCUUGCUGAUGGUCCAGAUUACUCACCACUUUGCCAGUUUUAUCACCCACAAACUGUAUCAGAUGUUAUUUUUUACGUUCAGAUCCAGGUUGAAAACGCUGUGUUGCAUCUGACCUAGACAAACUUGAAAAGCAUCAUUCAGUGCAACCUUUUAUUAGCUUCUUUUUGAGAUGUGCAGGCUAGGCAUUUCUUAAUCCUUUUAAUACAUGCUCUGUUGAUUAUGUACAGUAAAUUUUUUUGACUUAUGGUGCUAGGUCAAUGCCUUACAAAAAUUUACGUAUGUUGCACCUAUGCAGUCCCCUUUGUCAUACCAAAUGUAUAAUAAUGUCAUCAAAUAAUGAAAUUAGGGUUUGGCCUUUUUUUUUUUUUAAACAAAAUCUAUAUUUCAUAAAACCAAGUUGAUUGUUUGGAUUAUAGGUUAUAUUCUUUGUUCACUAAUUCCUCAUCUCAACAGCUUUUCCAUUAUUUUGCCUCAGACUAAUGUCAAGUUUAUGACAUUGAGUCAUUUCAUUUGCCUUUUGGGAAUACUGUCGUGAAUGUCUUAAUGGUAUUUCUCUAAUAUCCCAAGAUUAAUUAAAAUUGGAAUCAAUGGGCUAGAAAGCUUGUUAGUUAACUCUUUUAGGACUCCUUGUUGUUUGCUGGCUUAAAAAUAUAUAUCCCUAGUAGAUAUUGUCUAAUCUCCUACUUUGACACUAAGGUACUGGAGAUAAAUUGCUAUUUUCAAACUA
Messenger RNA from Struthio camelus australis, 6002 nucleotides. NCBI's taxonomy places the organism in Eukaryota, Metazoa, Chordata, Aves, Struthioniformes, Struthionidae. The record is from RefSeq and is a predicted model, not a curated record.